Danio aesculapii is the source of this 2115-nucleotide messenger RNA. It is a transcript of the gene npepl1, whose product is annotated as aminopeptidase like 1. Gene Ontology annotation, biological process: proteolysis. Gene Ontology annotation, cellular component: cytoplasm. Gene Ontology annotation, molecular function: metalloaminopeptidase activity; manganese ion binding. NCBI's taxonomy places the organism in Eukaryota, Metazoa, Chordata, Actinopteri, Cypriniformes, Danionidae. Bases 35 to 1612 code for a protein of 525 amino acids. The record is from RefSeq and is a predicted model, not a curated record. The transcript is spliced from 12 exons.
CUUCCUCCAGAACAGCUUCUCAUUCGGGCGGAAGAUGGCGAACGUGCUGCUGGAGUUCAAGGCUUCAGCCGGGGACUCGGAGCCGCAGAACCGGCCGGUCCUGAUCGUCGGUCAGCUCGCUAAUCUGCAGCAGGUCAACUGGACCCAGGUGAAGGGAAAACUGCAGCCAGUCGUCACCAAAGAGCUCUGGCAAGCUGCUCUGUCUUCCCUGAACCCCAACCCUACUGACAGUUGCCCGCUGUAUUUGAGUCAUGCAGCAGUGGCAGCUCUUCCUUCACGGGUCAGUCGCCACAACAGCCCAUCCUCUGCCCACUUCCUCACCCGCCUGAUCCGAACCUGCCUGCCCGCCGGCAACAACCGCUGCAUUAUGAUGGUUUGCGAGCGCACUGAGGUGUUUGCAUCAGCGUGUGCUAUUGCUAGAGCUUUCCCGCUCUUCAGCCGUCGCUCGGCGUCUUCUCGCAGGACAGAGAAGAAACGCGUGACUCUGGAGUUCGUCACUGUGGGUCAGGACAACGGGCCUCUGGAGCUCACCACACUUGAGUGUCUUGCUAAUGCAGCGGAUGGAGUUCGUCUGGCUGCUCGAAUCGUGGACACUCCAUGCAGCGAGAUGAACACUGAUGACUUCCUGGAGGAAAUCAAGAUCGUGGGAAAUGACUUGGGGAUCACUCCAACUGUAAUUCGAGGAGAAGAACUGAAACAAAAAGGCUUUGGAGGCAUCUAUGGAGUUGGUAAAGCGGCCCAGAAUCCUCCUGCUUUGGCUGUGCUCAGCCACACUCCUUCAGGUGCCACACAGACCAUUGCCUGGGUGGGCAAAGGCAUUGUCUAUGACACCGGAGGACUCAGCAUCAAGGGCAAAACCACAAUGCCGGGGAUGAAGAGAGACUGUGGAGGAGCUGCUGCCAUUUUAGGAGCAUUUAAAGCUACUAUUAAGCAGGGCUUUAAGGACAAUCUUCAUGCGGUUUUCUGCCUGGCUGAGAACUCCGUGGGACCUGCAGCCACUCGACCAGAUGACAUUCACACUCUCUACUCUGGAAAGACAGUAGAGAUCAACAACACUGAUGCUGAAGGCAGGCUGGUGCUCUCUGAUGGGGUGGUGUAUGCAAGCAAAGACCUGUCAGCGGACAUCAUACUGGACAUGGCAACACUGACCGGCGCUCAGGGAAUCUCCACAGGGAAGCAUCAUGCAGCAGUGAUGACCAACAGUGAGCAGUGGGAAUCAGCAUGUGUGCGCGCCGGACGCAGCAGUGGAGAUCUGGCUCAUCCUCUGGUUUACUGCCCAGAGCUGCACUUCAGUGAAUUCACCUCCGCUCUUGCAGACAUGAAGAACUCUGUGGCGGACCGUGAGAAUGCUCAGAGCUCCUGCGCUGGCCUCUUCAUCGCCUCUCAUCUGGGCUUUGAUUGGCCGGGUGUUUGGGUGCAUGUAGACAUCGCUUCACCUGUCCACGCUGGCGAGCGAGCCACAGGUUUCGGUGUUGCUCUGCUCUUGUCUCUGUUCGGACAAGCGUCUGAAGACCCCCUGCUCAACUCUGUGUCUCCAUUGGGUGUCGCAACUGUCAAAACUGCAUCUGAAGAUCAGAUGGAGAGAGACUGCAAAAGGAGGAGACUGGUCUGAGAUCAGUACAGGCUGUUCUUAACCACUAAAAAAAAAAAAAGUUUAAUAUUAAUCACGCCUUGGGCAAACGUUGCAUCCAUUAGACUCAAACACUCCUUCCUCUUCUCCAUCUGAAGUACAAAAUAAUAAAAAAGAGCCCUGUAUGCACGGUUAUGAAUGAAAUAUGAAAUAAAAGUACAAGAUCGUCUCAAUGUUUUGUAAUGUACUCGUUCACAGUUUGUAGUUGCCAUCAAGAAAUGUUUCAGGAAUGGGAGGAGGCACAUGAAAUAUUUCUCUGCAAAUGAUGUUGCUUUUUUUCCCGAUCAUAAAAUGUUUAACGCAAUCAUUUGAUUUUCAUUCCAGACAUAAAUUGAUGACACAAUCGUCUUCGUUAGGUGAUGUUUUUUGGCACUAAAUGAGUGCUGACAGCAAAAUCCACUUUUGAUGCCAAUUUUGUUAGUGUGGCAGGUGAAGAAUAUGGAUUGUGAAUGAUGAAAUCUUUUCAGAGUAAAUGUUUGAAAGAA